Messenger RNA from Dioscorea cayenensis subsp. rotundata (Guinea yam), 1294 nucleotides. RefSeq names its product transcription factor IBH1-like 1. Bases 474 to 1118 code for a protein of 214 amino acids. Gene Ontology annotation, biological process: regulation of DNA-templated transcription. Gene Ontology annotation, molecular function: protein dimerization activity. The transcript has 2 exons. The record is from RefSeq and is a predicted model, not a curated record. NCBI's taxonomy places the organism in Eukaryota, Viridiplantae, Streptophyta, Magnoliopsida, Dioscoreales, Dioscoreaceae.
UCUCCAAACAUGGCUUCACAAUAAAUUGUUUUCUAAAACAUAGCUUCCUAUGAAUCCCAUCUCUUUCUCAUUCUCUUCAUUUCUUAUAUUUUGAUUUCUUCCAUCUCUGCAACACUAGAUCAUGAUCAUAUAAUCUUAGAUGAUCCUGAGGUAUUGAAAAAAGGUCCUACACUUGAUAGAUAUAUGGCCUCACAUCACAAGUUAUUCAAGUUAUUCUUGUUUUUUAAAGUAGUAGUGCAUGAGUUCCCUCACCUAUAGUCCUCCAAAUACAUUAUCUUUCUUCCUUAUUCUCUUAUCCUUCUUGUUCAUGAUUCUCAACUCUCAAGUCUAUAAGACAUAUCCUAGAUUUCUCAAAUAGUGAAAUUAACAAAGUAUGCAUAUAUACAUGCAUGCAUUGUUAACCUUUACUUGAUAUCCAUCCCUUCUCUACAUAUAUACACUCACACACUCAAAGCUAAUAGCAAACCCUAACCAUGCAUGGCUCAAACACAUUCAUGCAAGUUUUCUUCAAGAAAUGGCUUCUAGGUCUCAAACAUGGUGGCAUAUCAAGCAAGAACAUGAGCUUCCUUGAGAGGAAGAGAACCAUCAAGGUCUCCUCCGACAUUGCCAUGGCUUUUGCUAAACAUGGCAGGACUUGGAGCCAAGCUCUCGUCACCAACCUCUCCAAGCAAGAAGAAAACAAAGCCAUGGUGAAUGCCAUCUUUGAAGAUGUUGAAUACCAUAAGAAAAAGUCAUCAUCAUCAUCAUCACCAAGAUAUCAUGAUAAGCCAUGCUACAACACAAGAAGCAAGAAGAUACUAAGAAGAAGCCUUCAAGUGUGUUCAAUGGUGAGGAAGAGAAGGCACAAGAAACCAUCCAAUGGAGUUGUAGCAAUGAUUCUAGCAAAAGAUUUAGUGAAGAAGAGAACCAAGCUUCUCAAAAGGCUUGUACCAGGAGGAGACUCCAUGGAUGACUUCUCUUUGUUGGAUGAAACCUUUGAUUAUAUCAUCUCACUUCAAGCUCAAGUAGAUCUAAUGCAUCUUUUGGCAAAAGUUCUUGGAGUCUUAAAUACCAAGGUAAAAGAAAAGAGAGAUAAGAGAUCACUGUGUGGUUACAAAUGUUGUCAAAUGAGGAAGUGAUUCAAGGAGCUAGUACUGCUUCGGCUCAACAAACUCUUCAUGCUUCUUUUCUAUGCUUGUGUAUAGUUGGAGAAAUAAUUAAAGGUGUUUCCUAUAUAUAUAUAUAUAUAUAUGUUUGUCUAAUUAAUUGAGAGGAAUUAAUUAAGUGCUUUUUUUUUUUACUUAAUUAAGAAUAU